CUUUGAAAGAAAAGAAAGACAGAAUAUGGCAGGAGCAGAAGUAAAGUUGCUUGGGUACUGGGCAAGUCCCUAUUCCCUCUCAGUCAAAUGGGCUCUGAAGCUGAAGGGUAUCCAGUACCAGUACCUGGAAGAAGAUAUCCAAAACAAGAGUCCUCUCCUGUUGAGAUAUAACCCUGUUUACAAGAAAGUUCCAGUCCUGGUUCACAACACUAAACCCUUGGCGGAAUCGCUCGUUAUUGUAGAGUACAUUGAUGAGGUAUGGCAGACAAUUCCUCUCUUCCCCAAGGAUCCCUAUGAAAGGGCUAAGGCACGGUUCUGGGCCAAAUUUGCUCACGAGAAGUGCAUACCGGCGAUGAUGAAUGCUUUUGUCAAGCAAGGGGAGGAGCAGGAAAAAGCUGCCGCAGAAGCUCGAGAGCAUCUGAAGACUCUAGAGAGCGGCCUGGAGGGGAAGAAAUUCUUUGGAGGUGAAACAAUUGGCUAUGUAGACAUUACAGCAGGUUGGAUUGCAAUCUGGGCACCCAUAACUGAAGAUAUUGCAGGUGUGAAUUUGGUUGAUGGGGAGACCAUGCCCCUGCUCAAAGCUUGGUUUAAGAAUGUUCUUGAAGUUCCUACCAUCAAAUCAUGCCUACCGCCUUUGGAUGACUUGCAUGAGUUCAUCAAAGCCUUGCACAAGACCCUUACUGCUGGAUCAGCCUGAGCCACUUGUGACUGCCUGCCUAUGUUGGGUUCCCUCUAUAUAUUACUUAUGAAUAAGCACCUCUGAGUCAUGUAGUCAUGAAUGACAGAGUUAGUAGCCAUUUGGAGAGUGAAAUACUUGACAUAUGAGCUUUGGGAAAAAAAAUUUAUUGUAAUUGCCAUGGCAUAUGAAUGUGCGGAAAAUAAUAGUACCUUGAAUUAUCAUUACCAAUCA
Molecule: messenger RNA, 910 nt
Organism: Tripterygium wilfordii
Lineage: Eukaryota; Viridiplantae; Streptophyta; Magnoliopsida; Celastrales; Celastraceae
Product: glutathione transferase GST 23-like
Exons: 2
Coding region: 26-697 (223 amino acids)
Biological process (GO): glutathione metabolic process
Cellular component (GO): cytoplasm
Molecular function (GO): glutathione transferase activity
Source: RefSeq, a predicted model, not a curated record